Paramuricea clavata is the source of this 6663-nucleotide messenger RNA. The record is from the annotation of a GenBank genome assembly. NCBI's taxonomy places the organism in Eukaryota, Metazoa, Cnidaria, Anthozoa, Malacalcyonacea, Plexauridae.
AUGGCGGAAAUUUUUAUUCAAGUUGUUUUUGUAUUUUAUUUAAAUCUUUUUAAAUACACCGUGCUCAGUGAAGACACUCAUGCUGUUAUUACAAGUGCAAACGUAUGGGACUUUGCUUUCCAGUUCAACUUGAAAACGCCAUUUGUGAAGUUUUUGAGAAGUUAUAAUAAGUUUAGACUUUGGUUUGUUUAAAUGAUUUUGUCUUUUCUAGUAUGAAUCAUUUGUUGACAACAUGCAGAAAACUUAUUUCUUGGACAAGAAUGAAACGAUACAGGUAGUCAAAAGAUAAAAACCUUCGCAUAUAACAUUCCUGAUUUCAAGAAUUACUUGAAAUGCUGGCUUUAAGUAUGCAUUUAUUAUUUUAUUUGGCUCACUGCUGCAAGAGAAUUAAACUACGUCUCCCAAUUUUAUUUAUUUGCUUCCAAAUACAAGAGACUACAUAAAAUAAAAAAAGAAGCAACAGUAUUUCUGAACUGCUGCACGAUAUAUAUAGUGGUUAGUAUCUUGUCACAGAAUUGGAUAUAGGAAGAUUUUUUCAAAAAUAAAAUCUUAUUUCUUAUAUUAAUAGAAGAAGAUUUCUUACAAUAUGAGAUUUCUUACUAAACUUUUAUGAUGUCCAUGAUGCAGUCAAGUUUAGAAUAAUACAUAUUGUAAACAAUACAGUACAACAACUCAAACUUCAAAAUAACUUGGACGGUUGGACCAAAUUGCCAACUUCAAAGUAGAAUAAUUAAUGAGAAUAAUAUAAGAUUUUUGCCAAAAAAUAAAUCUUGUAUAAUAUAAGAAAAACGAAUAUAAUAUUUGCCAACCAUGUUUUGUCAUGGAUUAACAUUGUAGGUGUGGGCCAAGGUUGUUCCAUUCCCAUGGCAAGAUAACAGAUUGAUUGUAAGUUGAAUGUACCAGGUAUUAAAACCUCUACACUAGAAUACAAUGGCUACUGUUUAGACUUUAGAAGAAUAGUUGCUUAAGCCUGCAUUACACUACAUAGAUAAAUUCUAAGUUUUGAAGGAUUUGUAUGAAAUGUUUGAGGAAACUGACUCAGUGUUAAACAGUGUUAAAAUAGUGUUGAAGGCACGAAGUCAGUUCCCUGAAACAUUUUUUACAAAUCCUUCAAAACUUAGAAUUUACCUUUGCAAAAUUCCUACUGUGAUCACAGAAACUUUGAUAGUGUAAAGCAGCCGUUAAUACAGGUAGUUGGUAUGUUAGUUUUAAGAUUUACACAUUUUUAGCCUGGUAUAUCUGAUCCAUUCUUGCUGGAGUUGAAUGCGUCGUGUGUUGAAGAUGUAGUCUCAAAAGGCGUUGUCACUCGCAACAUGGUGAGUACAUGAAAUACCUCCCAGGAACUUUGGAUGACGAAAAUACCAAUUAUUCAUUAAGUUUUAUGUGAUCAAUAUCUAUUUAGACAGUUCAAAUAUCACAAGUUCCCAGAAAUGCCAAUACAAGGUACGGUAUAUUAGAAAUGUGUAUUUCAGCAUAGCUGCAGUACAUACGUAAAAACGCACAAGUUCCAGAUUUGCAAACAAGAGUUGUAACAAGGUUGUUGUCAACUCGAUAUCAGGAUGUGUUCGCACUGCUUGUUCCCAGUUGUUGUGACAAGUCUGGAACAAGUUGUUAUCAUCUUGUUACAAGGUUGAUGACGGUAACAGACUUGCUACAAGUUGUUCCAACAAGACUAAUACAGGCUGUUCCUAACAAGUUGCUAUAAACUUGUUGUCAUCAACUUGUGAACAACUUGUUACGUGCAGACGAUAUCAGACUUGUUGGAACAACUUGUUGCGAGUCUGUUGGCCUCGUCAACCUUGUUACAAGAUGAUAACAACUUGUUCCAGACUUGUCAACGAUUGGGAACAAGCAAUGUGAACACAUCUUGUUGACAACCUGUGAGACUUACGCCCGUAUUCUAAAAGUUCACUCACACUCAAUGAGUGGAAGUUCAAUCUGAGCUUCUCUCGAGUGUCAAUGCUGUUUUUGAAUAGCUGGAUGGUUAAUGUCGUACAUUACAAUGUGACUACUCACCCUCCAGCUAUUCAAAAACAGCAUUGACACUCAAGAGAAGCUCAGAUUGAAACUCCACUCUUUGAGUGUGAGUGAGCUUUUAGAAUACAUGCGUUAGAUGCUGUAUGCUUUCGUGUUGUUUCAGUUCUACACAAGAUAAAACUGGCAAUGCUACUUUCCAUGUCGGAAUUUUUGAAGAAUCCCAGGAUGAAACAUUGCGUGUGGUGAGUUUCAGCAUAACUCGUUAAAAUAUCACUUAACUUUUAAAAACAAUAAGAAUUGACACAGAUGCAGGCCGUUACUCAUUAGUGCUUUUAUAAUAGGCGUGCUUUUAUAUCUUUUCAAUUGCUAGGAAACUGAAAUUAUUGUUGGUUGCCCACCCGGACGAAAUAUAAGUGUUUACAGGUAGUUUUGAACGUGCACUGUACUACGUGGAAAUUAUAUAUUUAUUUAUAAUGUAGCAUUUGUAAAUUCUGAACGCUGAUUGGCUAAGAGCCGUGUUGAUAUAACUCAAUGUCAACACAGAAACGUUGGAAAAUGUCUUUCUUUAUAUUUCUUUGUGCUAUAUUAUAAAACAAAUAUAUCUAUGAUUUCCGUGAUAUCUAUGAUUUCCGUGAUAUCUCGAAAUUGUGUGAAAACACUCCGCCCUUGGGGCGUCGUGUUUCCACACAAUUUCUCGUUUUCCCAAUUUCCACGAGUGUUGAUGUAACUGUACAUCAACACGGAAAAUGUUUUAUAUUUGUUAAAUGUCAAAUUAAGCAUCUAUAGCUACAAUCCUGACAAAACUAUUGUGGACAGCGCGCGCGGAGACAGAAUUGUAUGACUUGAAUUGAAUCUGUCAUUGCCAUGGGCUUAGCCAGAGGCCCGUCUACACAGGAGGAAACCUGAACUAAACUAACUUUGGACGGGCAAAAAAUGUUAAAACUCUAGUGUUUUGUAUUUAGUAAUUAAUACAACCGUACAAACACAUCCCCGCACAUACAUCCACAACAAAGAAGUUACAAAUCACUAUAUGUAUUAGCCAAGUAUUUAGUAUUUUAAGCUGAUCGUGCGACUGAAAAAAAAUAUUUUAUUUUAAAAUCGUUAUUGUCAAACGAUAAUUUUAUCAUUUUCCUUCUAGUGUGGACACUAACAUAACAUGCAACAUUGUAGGGGGGGGGGGGGGGGGGAACUUCGUCCUUUUUCGCGGAACCGGACGAAUUUGCGUGUAAACAGGCGAAAAAGGAGGAAUUUCAGCCAUGACUGUAGCUUCUAAACUUCUACAACACAUGAUUGUAGCUUCUAAACUUCUACAACACAUAGUGAAAAGAAAAUUAAGAUGGGCACAAACAGUACACAUUGAAUCUAAUGUUACUCUAUAUACUUAUUUUUCGUUCUUUAAUAUUUGUAGGUCUGUGGAAAACUGCCCUGCGUUUGAAAACUAUACCUUCACUAUACCAAGGUGCGACAUUACGCCAAUGAUAGCAUUUCCAAUAUCAAGCAAUGUUUCUCCAAAACUUUCUCCUAUAUUUCCAAUUGAUGUUUGUGAUGUUACUCUGAGUGUAUAUCCACACCGGGCAAGCUUGAAAAAUAUGCCUGACCACGGUGGGAAUCGAACCUACGACCUUUGGAAUACUAGCCCAAUGCUCUGCCAACUCUACGCGGUCAGAUCGGUUCGAGUAUGCGAUAUUUCGGAACACCGUGGCCAGGCAUAUUUUUCAAGCUUGCCCGGUGUGGGUAUACACUCAGAGUAACAUCACAAGCAUCAUAUUCACCUGAGUACAUUACACCAACACAGAAAAAUAUCAUUUCCAAUUGUUAUACUUUUUAGUGGUCAUUACCGCUCAGACUUUAUCUCACCAUUUUCUCCAGCUACCACGCCCAAGGUAACUCUUUACUUUAAGAAAUCUUCGGAUUGAUGGGGAUACAACUGUACCUGAAAAAUACAAGGAGAACUUCGACGUUUCGAGCGAAGACUCUCCAUCGGGAAGGCUACCAACUUCUACCGACUACUAACUUCACGACGCAGGGCCUUCGCUCAGAACGUCGAAGUUCUCCUUGUAUUUUUCGAGUAGUUGUGUCCCUAUCAAUACGAAGCUUUCUUAUUAUUGCCACUACCUAUGUUGGCACAGAUAACGUUCAAGAUUGACUCUUUACUUUCGCCUGCUGUUCCAACGAUUAUAUUGGCUUUGUGACUAACGCCCGUAUUCUAAAAGCUCACUCACACUCAAUGAGUGGAGGUUUAAUAUAAGCUUCUCUUGAGUGUCAAUGACAAUGCUGUUUUUGAAUAGCUGGCGGGUGAGUAGUCACAUAGUAAGGUAUGACAUGCACUGGCCCGGCCUCUAGCUAUUCAAAAACAGCAGUGCGACUCGAGAGAAGCUCAGAUUGAACCUCCACUCAUUGAGUGCGAGUGAGCUUUUAGAAUACGGGCGAUAAUGUCUGCAAGAUAUCUUGACCUAUACUCUACGAAUACCUACAGAACCUCGUUUUCGUAAUAUUUGGAGCUCUUUAUAUCUUGUUACAAAUGACUCAUUUACGAAAUCAUACAUGCAGUUAUAUCAGUGAAGCUGUUUAUAGUGAUAAGAUACAAGUAAUAUGUUCAUAGUAACACGAUAGAAGUAACAAGGCUCUAAAUAAAUGAAGCUCUAUAGUCAUGGCUAAGCACUGAUAGUCUAGUGCUUUCCAGAAGGGUGUAUUUGCAUGACCGUGAUGUUUUUGUUUAGACAGUGCAAUAUGACUUCACAUCUCUUGGUUGUCCUCUGCAAGGAAAUUAUUACGACAUAUUUAAACCCAAACUACAACUGUAAGCAACAGCUUUUCUCUUCAGUCUUUUCUCUUCCUUUUCAAAGAUUCAUUCAUAUAGUUAUUUUCUGGCAAAUUUCUACAACUGCUUCUAGAUAUGAGAACGGGGAAUUUCUGAGAAAUGUGAGCGCGAGUUAUGUUGUGUUUGAGUUGAAUGGGAGAACUGAUUAUUCAUUUGUUGCAACCAUGGCCGAGGUGAUUCACAUAAUCUUUAAACAUGCAUGACUAAAUGAUUCUGUCAUAUAAUUGUUAUAUUUUUCACUUCUAAGUAUCAUCAAAUUUAGGUUGGCUGUCUUCGUGAAGCUCAGACAUACCAGAAGAUGAUUGAUGAUAUCAAACAUUUGUCAGAUGUUUCAUUUGCUUGGACACCACAGGUAUUUUACUCAUCAAGGGGAAAGUCAGUGAGAUCAACUGAGCUACACUAGACAUAGAAUAACAAUUAUUCUGUGCUACAGAGACCAGUUGCCAAAGUUUCAUGUCGUUUCACUUGGUAUUGACUGGUAAUGCUUUCUUUUAGAACUACCAAAGUUGUUUUGACAAUGUGGAAAAUGGUAACAUGUACCAACCUUACGAAAUUCUGAAUGAGACUGGUCUGUCAGCGUUGACUUGGGAAAGUGAAGGAGUUUAUGUUUUCAAAGCUACUGUUAUUGAUCCCGAGUACAGGUUAGUUUCUCACAUGUUUUCGUUUUCAUGGUAUGUCUAUGAGUCUAUGACAGAUCAAAAUGAUGAAAUCAACUAUCUUUGAGCAUGGUUCACACUAUCAAAGUUUCUGUGAUCACAGUAUAGCAAUUUUGCAGAGGGAAAUUCUAAGUUUUGAAGGAUUUGCAAGAAAGGUACCUCAAACAUUUCGUACAAAUCCUUCAAAACUUAGAAUUUACCUAUGCAAAAUUCCUACUGUGAUUACAGAAACUUUGAUUGUGUAAACCAGGUUUCAUACAAAGAAAAUGAUCAGCCGUAUUAUUCCUUCAUAGCCCCCUUCAUACGGAGGUUAGACUAGUAUAUAGGUCCGGUAUGACUUCCAAGCGUUGUCAGUAUAGAGAAUACCAUUCUAGCUAGUUGUUUGGACAGUUUAACAGGACGGAUAAUGCUUGUUGACGAUCUCUUUCUACUCUGGUGUAAAUUCGGUUACAGGGUUGUUUUUUACUUCAUUUAAUAGCUUUUAUCCGUGCAUCGCGAUAUAUUACGCCAUUUAUUUCUUUCUAUUGCCAUUGACGAUCUGUGCCAGUGUAGCUAUAUAGUGCCAAAGAAAGCUUCGGUUGAUAGGGGAUACAACUACGUGAAAAAUACAAGGAGAACUUCGAGGUUUCCAACAAAGGUAGUUGUAUCUGUAUCAAUCCGAAGCUUUCUUAUCAGGCUUCGUACAAAACUCCUUGAAAGUGCUUGAAUUUGAAAACAAUGUCCUUGAAUAUGUAAAGAAGUACUUGAAGUCCUUAAUUUUUUCUUACUUUAGUUUUAGGAUAUUUUCUAAAAUUGUUUGACAUUCAAAAAUGGACAUUUUGUUGAAUUGAUUUUGCAUGUUCAUAACUGACAAAGCUGUUUGAAACUCAUUAAAGUUGUGUUUUGAACAAUUCAACGUCACAUUUUACUGAUUUCUAACCCCUUUUCUGCAGUAUUUAGUGCUUGAAUUUGGCGAUGGCCUUGAAAAGUCCUUGAAGUUGAUUCUCUCUGACAUGUACGAACCCUGACUUAUUGCCAUUGAGCCAGACUUGCAGCAUGUGUGUUUUAUCUGUUUUCAGUUUCUGUAACUUGACGACAGUGUUUGCUGUUCGCGUCAGUGGUAUGCAGAGGGACCAUGACGAACUCAUUCCUUUUCUCGUGUUGGGAACAUCAAUCUUUGGUUUGUUCUCUGUUAUAUUCAUUGUCUUCGUUACCAGUAAUACUUUUUAG